AUGAUAUCCUCAUCAAUUCAUAUUCGUUGUCUUUUAUUAUUCUUUAUCCUUUUGCAAUCUGUUUCACUUUACAAAAUCUAUGCAGACGAUCAGCAGCAUCCAGAUUCAAAAGACUCGUCUUUCAAAGACGAAACCAACCCAUUAAUACAACAUGAAAGUUUCGAAGAUGAAGAUAAUAUUAGAGACGACACAGACAAUUGGCAGCUGAAAUCAAAACGUUCAAUAUCAUCAAAUGGACUUCGACAAACGCCACAACGUCAGAACAGUCGGCCACAUUGGAAUCCUUUGGUAGCUGCGUAUAAGCGUUGCGGUGAAUUAACUUCGCGUAUCGAACGCGAGUCAUGUUUCAAAGAAGCUGUGCAAAUGCUCUUUGUAUAUAAACUAAGAAAAUAA
Molecule: messenger RNA, 393 nt
Organism: Adineta ricciae
Lineage: Eukaryota; Metazoa; Rotifera; Eurotatoria; Adinetida; Adinetidae
Source: the annotation of a GenBank genome assembly